Molecule: messenger RNA, 1953 nt
Organism: Rhinichthys klamathensis goyatoka
Lineage: Eukaryota; Metazoa; Chordata; Actinopteri; Cypriniformes; Leuciscidae
Gene: pank2
Product: pantothenate kinase 2
Exons: 7
Coding region: 193-1506 (437 amino acids)
Biological process (GO): coenzyme A biosynthetic process
Cellular component (GO): nucleus; cytosol
Molecular function (GO): ATP binding; pantothenate kinase activity
Source: RefSeq, a predicted model, not a curated record
GGCUCGAUGCGAUUUCAGUUGACAGGAGAAGCGCAUUCAUUGGUGACUCGAGUAACUGUUGUAAACACAGCGACGUAAACAUUUUCUAGAUCGACCUAAAUAACAAAAUGAAAUACUGACAAUGCAUUUAUAUGUGUUAACGGUGCUUUUUCUGCUUGACAAUCGAUGUAGAGAUUUUUGUCAAACGACAUAAUGGAGCUGAACGGCUUUAACUGUGACGGCGAGGGAUGUGCCGAGGAGCAAGAGGAAGAAUCGGCAGCGCUCAAGCUGCCUCGAUCAAAGACGGAGACGUCAUGUAGCAUAAUUGCUACACCGGGAGCAGACAGUGGAGCGGCCGGUGGCAGUGCACCCAUAGAGCAGCGGAUGUCAAAAUCGACGCCGGCGAUGCUGAGGCUCGAUUCGCUGAAAAAGAACAGGCCGCCUUUCCCGUGGUUUGGCAUGGACAUUGGUGGCACAUUGGUGAAGCUGGUCUACUUUGAGCCCAAAGACAUUACAGCAGAAGAAGAGCAGGAGGAGGUGGAGAGUCUGAAAAGCAUCCGUCACUACCUCACCUCACACACCGCCUACGGCAAAACAGGUAUUCGAGAUGUCCACCUGGAGCUGACUGACCUAUCCCUUUGGGGUCGCAAGGGCAGCCUGCACUUCAUUCGCUUUCCUACGCACGAGCUGCCUACCUUCCUGCAGAUGGGCCGAGACAAGCACUUCUCCAGUCUGCACACCACCCUCUGUGCCACUGGAGGUGGUGCAUUUAAAUACGAGAAUAACUUCAGUACAAUAGCCAAUCUGCAGCUGUUGAAGCUAGAUGAGCUGGACUGUCUGAUAAAGGGAGUUCUGUAUAUUGACUCGGUGGUCUCAAGUGGUCUAUCCGAAUGUUACUAUUUUGAGAACCCAACAGAACCUGACUGUUGCGAGCAGAGGGCAUACAACCUGGAGAACCCCUAUCCUUUGCUGCUUGUCAACAUUGGCUCAGGUGUCAGCAUACUGGCUGUAUACUCCAAAGACAACUACAAGCGUGUCACUGGAACCAGUCUUGGUGGUGGUACAUUUCUAGGGCUGUGUUGCCUGUUGACUGGAUGCUCCACCUUUGAGGAGGCAUUGGCAAUGGCCACUGAAGGGGAAAGUACACGUGUAGAUAAACUAGUCAGGGACAUCUACGGUGGUGACUAUGAGCGAUUUGGCUUGCCAGGAUGGGCUGUUGCCUCCAGCUUUGGGAACAUGAUGUGUAAGGAGAAGAGAGACUCGGUCUCAAAGGAGGAUCUGGCUAGAGCAACACUUGUCACCAUCACAAACAACAUUGGCUCAAUCACGCGCAUGUGUGCACUUAACGAGAACAUUGAAAGAGUGGUGUUUGUUGGGAACUUUCUGCGAGUGAACACGUUAUCCAUGAAGUUGCUUGCUUAUGCUUUGGACUACUGGAGCAAAGGACAACUCAAAGCCCUUUUCCUUCGACAUGAGGGAUAUUUUGGUGCGGUUGGUGCACUUUUGGAAUUAACAAAUCCAUCCUGAUCUACUAAUCAAUCUUAGUUCAUGUCUUUUACCAAAAGACAUAUAUAUGCAAACAGACCAAAGUUGCCUUCAAAUAUCAGACCAUGCCCUCAACUAUAAAGACAAAGCCCUGUCAUCUACCACAUACCAAAUAUAUUAUAGUCACUAUAAUAAUAUUAUACAUUCAGGUCAAAAAAUCAGGAUAAACCACAUGGCAAUACUAGUUUUAGGAAUUGCUGCAAGCUUUAAAAAUGUUAAACCCUUUAAACUUUUUCAACGUCUUAUAUUAUGGUAUGUCAAAAUCAACAGCUGAUAUGAGAAUAAAGCAGUACGAUCCGGUCUAUAGCUUACACUCACAACACUUUUUACAUACUGAAAUGUGUCAGCUAUCAUCUUAUACCGUUAAUGGUUAUGGAUUGAUUUUGCAUCAAACAGCCGUUUACUCAAAAACAUGCAGAUAUUAAUCAA